Messenger RNA from Anolis sagrei ordinatus, 1008 nucleotides. Its product is annotated as free fatty acid receptor 3-like. Gene Ontology annotation, biological process: G protein-coupled receptor signaling pathway; cellular response to fatty acid. Lineage: Eukaryota; Metazoa; Chordata; Lepidosauria; Squamata; Anolidae. The record is from RefSeq and is a predicted model, not a curated record. Gene Ontology annotation, cellular component: plasma membrane. Gene Ontology annotation, molecular function: G protein-coupled receptor activity.
AACAUGCCUUCCAGCUACGAAGCCCGGAGCUUCUAUCUUUCCAUCUAUGUACUCGCCAUCCUAACAGGGCUUCCCACCAACUUGCUCGCCUUGCAUGCCCUUGUUAAGAAGCUGAGGACCAAAGCAACUCCCAACAGUAUCUUGCUCUUCAACCUCACUCUUUCUGAUCUUAUCUUCCUGGCUUUCUUGCCUUUCAAGGUAUCUGAGCAGUUUGUGGGCCACUGGGCUCUGCCUUUAUUUUUGUGCCCUCUUAGUGGCCUUCUCUACUUCAGCACCAUCUACACCAGCACCCUUUUCCUCACGGCAGUGAGCGUGGAGCGAUACCUAGGUGUUGCAUACCCCAUACACUACAGGCUGAGGCGCCAUUUGGUCUACGUAGUAGUGGCCAGCCUAAGCCUGUGGACUUGCUGUUUUGGGCACUGCAGCAUUGUGUACAUCACAGAGUUUCACCCGUACAAUUUUUCUCCACCAGUCAAUUUCUCCAAUGACCUCUGUUACAGGAACUUCACAAAUGAACAGCUUACCAUCCUGCUCCCUGUCCGCCUAGAGCUGGGCAUUGUCCUCUUCCUGGUGCCCUCCUUGAUCACCUGCUUCUGCUAUUUCAGCUUUAUGAGGAUUGUGAUUUCAUCAGCUCAUAUCCGCAAGAGCAAAAAGCAACGUGCUGUGGGAUUGGUGGCAGCUACUUUAGCUAUUUUCAUCAUCUGUUUUUCACCCUACAACAUCUCCCAUGUGGUUGGUUUCAUCAAGUGGGAAAGUCCAGAGUGGAGGGACGAAGCCUUGAUUCCCAGCACCUUCAGUGCCAGUUUGGACCCCAUCAUCUUCUACUUUUCUUCUUCUGCUGUACAGCGUUCAUGUUGGAACUUUCUGAGCUGGGCAAAAAGGAUCUUUACUUUGCCUUCUUUGAUCCAUAAGGUCUUUUUCGGAAAGACUCCAAGCCUGAGGAGACCAAGCCCUCAAGAGUCCAUUUGCUCUUCAAAGCUAUGACCUCCGAUCUCAAUGGGAACUUCC